AGUAAGAGUCUUUAUUUCUAUUUUCGAUUUGGCAGAAUGAUAAAGUGGAGCAUAUUCACAAUUUUUAUAUGGAUUCCAUUUUCUGCUGCAUUCAAGGCGGAACAUGGACACUGUCCCAAUAUCACGGCCGUAGGGGACUUGGAUAUGGAUCGCUUCAAGGGAAUCUGGUAUACCCACUCUAUAUAUGCCCCUCUCUCUAGGAAAGUGCCCCGAUGUCAGUCAACUGAAUUCAUCCACUACGAUGAGCAUUUCUACAAAAUCCAAGCACGUGAACUGAGCAGCCAAACUGAUACAGUGAAGGUGAGAGAAGAGCUAAUUACAAAAAUAUUUCCAUCAGAGGGAAGGUAUAUUCAAGCAACACACAAUAAAGCUUUACCUGAAGGAGCACAGAUCUAUGUCCUGGAAACAGACUAUGACAACUUUGCCAUUCGGUACAUGUGCUUUGAUGCCGUUAAGAUUUUCAGUUAUCAUUGGGCUGUUAUUCAGUUCAGACAUCGUUUACCCAGCUCUGGUAUCAUCUACGUGGCCCAAGAGCUGGCCAAACGGUCUGGAAUAACUAUUUCUGAUAUGAGCAAAGUUCCUCAAGAGUCCUGCCCACGAGAUAGUUAGUUAUGAUAUUAAAAAUAAAUCAGUUAAAAAAACAAAAAAAAAUAACAUGAAAUCUUAAAUUUCAUGGAACAAUUAAAGAUGGAGACUUUUGAGAUCAAUCUUUAAACAUGUGACACCCUUGAGAGUAGUAUUUGAAAUAUCACGUAGUCGUAUUAUGUUA
This is a messenger RNA of Drosophila ananassae, 769 nucleotides long. Its product is annotated as apolipoprotein D. Lineage: Eukaryota; Metazoa; Arthropoda; Insecta; Diptera; Drosophilidae. The coding region runs from base 37 to 609 and encodes 190 amino acids. The record is from RefSeq and is a predicted model, not a curated record. The transcript has 5 exons.